AAUACCCAUUCGAGAUUUCGAGGGAAAACCUGCAACUGCAAGCAAAGCGAUGGGGCAAUGCGUGAGUUGUCUGGACGAAGACCAAAAGCAACAGAGAAAAGAGGAAGAAAGAUUGGCCUCCGUUGAAGCUCGGUCCAAAGCUGCCGAAGCUGCUCAGAGAAGGCAAGAAGAAUUUGAAAAAUCUGCUGCAGGAAGAGCUGCACGUGCUCAGAUGGCAGCAAAUGCAAAGCAAUCUGCUAACGCUAACAAGGGAGAACCAGUUCUUAAGUGGAGUAUGGGCUGAGGCGGUAAUCUAUGGGCCAGCUUCAUUUCUUCUUUUUUUCUCAACCAUCGCAAGUCCCAACCAAGGAUUGCAACCUGUUGAUAUCAGUUGGUAGAUCCAUUUUUUUAGAUUGCUACUCAGUUUUUAACCUGUUGAUAUCAGAAGUAAGGGCCUUGGUGGGUUCCUCAUGCUGGUAAAUGGCCAGUCAUUUUGGUCAAUCAGGUGGCUUGUCCGAUGAUGAGCAGUCAUUGCCUGUCAUUUUGGUUCUCAUGCUUCAAACAUCACAGAUUUUCAUGAUCCAACAACUUCUAUCCGUUGGUUUUCUCUCCAAACAUUGCUCUGGCAAUGUUUUUUUUUUUUGAAAGUUUUUCAUUUUAUUAUUUUAAUGCUUUUGAUUGGAAUUCUAUUAUGCUCUUGUAUCCCCCGCUAGCAAAUAUUGUUCACUUCGGCUCGUUAUGUAUCGCUUUGAGCCUCACGGUUUUAAAACGCGCUACUAAAACUAGAUUUCUAUACCCUUGAAUGCUCCGUUCUAUUUUUCAACUAAUGUGAGAUCUCACAAUUUACCCCUUUA
Molecule: messenger RNA, 833 nt
Organism: Cucurbita pepo subsp. pepo (vegetable marrow)
Lineage: Eukaryota; Viridiplantae; Streptophyta; Magnoliopsida; Cucurbitales; Cucurbitaceae
Source: RefSeq, a predicted model, not a curated record